Molecule: messenger RNA, 789 nt
Organism: Pelagomonas calceolata
Lineage: Eukaryota; Pelagophyceae; Pelagomonadales; Pelagomonadaceae
Source: the annotation of a GenBank genome assembly
ACGAUGAUCAAGCGCCUCCGCACGUCGCUGACCGGCUGGCGCGCGACGGCCGAGGAGCCCCAGGAGGCGGACGAACAGCCGGAGCCGCCGGCGGAGGACCAGACCGAGGAGGACGAUAGUAAUGAUCCGUUCCGCAAGUACGGCAACCGGAGCGUCGCGGUCUGGGACGCGGCGACGUGUACUUCAUCAGUAAUCCGCCAGAAGGGCAAGCACUUUAGGAUCAUGGGCUGCUUCGCGAACGGUGCUGUGAAACUGUUCGCCGAGGAGACCUUGUAUCUGGUCGAGAGGGAAGCUCUGGUGUUGCUACCGUCAGCACCGGUCGAGGAUGAAGACCAUCCGGAACCAAUAACAGCGAGAGAGUGCUACGACCUCUGCUUGAGGAACGAGGACCAAAACGACGGGCAGCGGUGCCCUUUAGCUUGUUACUGGACGUACCAGCAACUCAAAGGUCUAGGGUACGUCGUCUGCCGGCCGCAGCAGUACGCCGCGGCCGACGGAUCGAGGGCCAUCGCCCCCCAGUUCUGGGCGGGCGACGUCGCGCCGGGCGCCCCUCCAGUACCAGUAUGCUUCGAGUGCCACCAGCCGUCCCAGAACUUCGCCAAAUCAAGAUUAGGGGACCCGGCCUUCCGCGUCUUUGUGACGCACGCCGGGGGUGGGCUCCCUUCCGUGACGCAGCUCACGGAUUUGCUCGAGCGGUGCGCCGGCGCGCCGGCCAAGGCCGCCGUCGCCGCGGGCGACGGCACCGUGCUCCUCUUCGACCUGACCGAGGGCGUGCCCACGAUCGCCUAG